Messenger RNA from Prunus armeniaca (apricot), 1617 nucleotides. The record is from the annotation of a GenBank genome assembly. Lineage: Eukaryota; Viridiplantae; Streptophyta; Magnoliopsida; Rosales; Rosaceae.
AUGCAUCCCACUCCAUCUACGCCUCCUUCUACAGAUUUUUCUCUUCCAGCACCAGAUCCUCCUGCAAUCCAAUCCUCUCUUCCACCUACUGCACCACCUUCUCCAGCACCACCUGUUCAACCCACUCACCAAUCUGAACGUCACAAGGUUCCAAAUGUGCGCCUCCAAGACUAUGUUUGCUCUCAAGUCACGCUACCCAAAGCUGCCCAAUCGGAGUCUUCGUCUUCACAUCGCACCUCAGGUACUCGUUAUCCCUUGAGCAACUUUAUUUCUUAUCACCGUUAUACACCAACACAUCUUGCUUUCAUUACUCAACUCAGUCACAAUGUGGAGCCACGUUCUUUCUCUGAGGCCAAUUCUGAUCCUAACUGGCAGCAAGCCAUGAGCUCUGAACUUCAAGCUUUAGAGUCCAAUCAUACAUGGACUCUUACUUCUAUUCCUCCUGGUAAGCACCCUAUUGGUUGUCGGUGGGUCUACAAGAUCAAACAUCAUUAUGAUGGCUCUAUUGAACGGUACAAAGCUCGGUUAGUCGCCAAGGGUUAUACACAGACAGAAGGUGUUGAUUUUCAUGAUACUUUUUCUCCUACAACCAAGAUGAUUACUGUCUGCAGCCUUCUUGCACUUGCCGCUGCUUCCUCUUGGCCCAUUCAUCAACUCAAUGUCCAUAAUGCCUUCCUUCAUGGGGAUCUCCAUGAAGAGAUUUAUAUGACACCACCGCCUGGUCUUCAGCGACAGGGGGAGAAUCUGGUAUGUCACCUCCACAUGUCUUUAUAUGGCCUCAAGCAAGCUUCUCGUCAGUGGUUUGCAAAAUUUUCUGAAGCUAUUCAAGCUGCUAGUUUUACUCAGUCCAAAGCAGAUUAUUCAUUAUUCACGUGCAAAAGAGGAAAGUCAUUCACUGCUCUCUUGAUUUAUGUUGACGAUAUAUUGAUCACAGGAAAUAACUUGGGUGCCAUUAAUUCUCUUAAACGUUUUCUUCAUACUCGCUUCCGCAUUACAGAUCUCGGUGACCUUAAAUUCUUUUUGGGUAUUGAAUUUUCGCGUUCAAAGAAAGGCAUUAGCAUCUCUCAGAGGAAAUACACCAUUGACAUCCUUAAAGAUAGUGAUCCAGCCAAGUACAGAAGGUUAGUGGGUCGUUUGAUUUACUUGACCAUCACGAUACCUGACAUUACAUAUGCAGUGCAUGUGCUCAGUAGAUUUAUGCAUGAGCCAUGUAAACCUCAUAUGGAGGUGGCGUUGCACAUCUUGAAGUACCUCAAAAACACUCUAGGACAAGCAGAAGCAGAAUACAGAGCUAUGACUGGUGCUUGUUGUGAAUUGACUUGGUUGCGUAGUUUGUUACGAGAUCUUCAGUUGCCACAUCGGAAGGCAGCAAUACUUCAUUGCGACAACCAAGCUGCAUUACAUAUAGCAGCAAAUCCUGUUUUCCAUGAGCGAACACGACACAUUGAAAUGGAUUGUCAUUUUAUCAGAGACAAAAUCCAAGAUGGUUCUGUAACUACAAAGCAUGUUGCUUCUUCCCAACAAAUAGCAGACAUCUUCACCAAAGCAUUGGGCAAAGAUGAUUUCGCUCGUAUGUCACGCAAGUUGGGAGUUCUUGACAUCCACUCUCUAACUUGA